UUUGACACAGAAUUUGUAUCGGCUUACCCCAAACGCAACUUCAGAGUGAAGCACGAAAACCCAGCUGAAAAGAGGUCGGUUUCAGGAUCCUGGAACGAGAAUGUCGACUCCUAUACCCAUGAAUUCUUUUGUCAUCCAGCUGCAACAACCAGUACAAACAACAGCAACAGCUGAGGUUACCACAAAUGCUCCAGUGCCUGUCUUUCUCCAACAGAUAAAAGGGCUUUCAUUUCUUCAUGGACUUAAGGCAUUUCUAGAAGGCCAACCAAAGGCCCUUGGGACAGUCCAGAUAAUGAUCGGUGUGAUGACUUUCCUGUUUGGCAUUGUGUCUACAGUUCAUGCAGAAUCCGUCUUUGUCUUUAUUGGUUUACCGUACUGGGGAUCUAUCACUAUGCCAGUGGUCCGCAGCUCUUCUGUGAACCACCAAGAACCCGAAUACUGUAAUUGUGAAUAAAUAUGAAUUAUUAAAAAUGUUGGAACUUUUGUGAGA
Messenger RNA from Puntigrus tetrazona (Sumatra barb), 490 nucleotides. Its product is annotated as membrane-spanning 4-domains subfamily A member 15-like. The record is from RefSeq and is a predicted model, not a curated record. Gene Ontology annotation, cellular component: membrane. The transcript has 4 exons. Lineage: Eukaryota; Metazoa; Chordata; Actinopteri; Cypriniformes; Cyprinidae. The coding region runs from base 101 to 454 and encodes 117 amino acids.